This is a messenger RNA of Siniperca chuatsi (mandarin fish), 4826 nucleotides long. RefSeq names its product nuclear distribution protein nudE homolog 1-like. NCBI's taxonomy places the organism in Eukaryota, Metazoa, Chordata, Actinopteri, Centrarchiformes, Sinipercidae. The record is from RefSeq and is a predicted model, not a curated record. Gene Ontology annotation, molecular function: microtubule binding. The transcript has 9 exons. Gene Ontology annotation, biological process: mitotic centrosome separation; cell migration; vesicle transport along microtubule. The coding region runs from base 275 to 1342 and encodes 355 amino acids. Gene Ontology annotation, cellular component: kinesin complex; centrosome; kinetochore.
CGGUCUGAACAAUAUGAAUGGCAACUUGUAUUGUUUGACGUCUUCCCAAGACAGUAGCGACUUUGUGGUUUCCAACUCCGGGAAAGUCCUCUAAUAGUUUUCUUUCAUCGUUUAGCCUUUAAAUUUCAGCGACAAAGUUUGCCGGUAGUAAUAUCAGCACAUGAAGAGGAUUUAGAAAAAGAAUAAAUUGGUUAACAUUGCGUCAAACGAAGCUAACUGUUGAGCAAUAGUGUUGGUUUGUGACCGGAGAGUCAGGUCUCCACCUGGGCUGGAGAUGGGGGAUCCGGAGCCUCCAGAGUUUGGGUCCCUGGAGGAAGAGCUGGAGUACUGGAAGGAACAGGCUGCCGGGCACCAACAGAGUGCAGAGGAAGCCCAGGAGGAACUGCAGGAGUUUCAGCAGAUGAGUCGGGACUAUGAAGUGGAGCUGGAGACGGAGCUGAAACAAUGUGAGGCGCGAAACCGCGAGCUUCUUGCUGCCAACAACCGCCUCCGCAUGGAACUGGAAAACUACAAGGAGAAGUAUGAGACGCAGCACUCCGAAGCCUACCGGCAGAUCUCCAGCCUGGAGGGAGACCUGGCUGAGACCACGGCCAUCAGAGACCAGCUUCACAAAUACAUCAGAGAGCUGGAGCAGGCCAACGAUGACCUGGAGAGGACCAAGAGGGCGACCAUCAUGUCACUUGAGGACUUUGAGCAGAGGAUGAACCAGGUUAUAGAGAGGAACGCCUUCCUGGAGAGCGAGCUGGACGAGAAGGAGAAUCUCUUGGAGUCCGUCCAGAGGCUGAAGGACGAGGCCAGAGACCUGAGACAGGAGCUUGCGGUGCAGCAGAAACAGCAGGUACAGGACAGGAAGCCGUCCCUCAGCAGUGCAGUCAGAGAGCCUUCCUCCUCCUCAUCCUCGGCUGGUUUGCCCACCCCGCCCCUCACCCCCCCAGACAAAAGAACUGAGGACAAAACCACGUCCUCGUCCUCUAACCAGCCCCUCCCCUCUGCCACCACACCAAGCAGACCUCCGGCCUCAGCAGAGUCCUUCACCACCCCACCGCCCUCCAUCAGCAGAGGUGAAAGCCUCUCAGGGACUCCUCUCACCAUGUCAGCCAGAAUCUCGGCUCUGAACAUUGUUGGAGAGCUGCUGAGAAAAGUCGGGAACCUGGAGUCCAAGCUGGCGUCGUGUCGGGAAUACGUCCACGAGCAGACAGCGAACCGCAGAGGCCACGCUGGUGGACAGGGGGCGGCGUCGGGCCAGAACAGCUCCUCAGAGACCCAUCCUACUAAUGGCCUCUACAACAAGGGGCUGGUGAAGAGGUUAGACUUCGGAGCGGGGUCCAAGCUGCUGCUGUGAAAGUGAAAACGUCCUCCACCUCGAUCCUUAAUCCUCCUCUGAGCUGCUCGUUGCUUCCUGUCCAUCCAUCCUGGACCUCCCAAACAUUUAACGGUACUGCGUGUUGCACAUCCUACGGACCACUCUCAUUGGGAGCUACAGUGAUGAAAUAGAUGGAUACGUUGCUACGGAUACUUUGGGAUGUCUGUUACCAGCUGAAGUCUGCCUAGUCAGAGUUUUUGUUUGUUUAUUAGCACGAUGUCUUUUCAGCACUUAUCUUGAACUAACUUACCGGACUUGUGCUGCAUGUCACCACCUCACCUCCUUUGUUUUCUGUUACUAAGUGUUUUGAUCUUUUUUUGCUCAAAAGGUGUGUUAAGACUGAACAAGAAGCAAAUUUUAGAUACUUAGGGGAAAAACAUACGCGGUUAACCUAAAGCUGUAUUACUUCAGUGCAUGGCAGGGUCUCCCACACUGUACUAUAGCGGAGGAUGAAUUUCCAGAAGCAAACCCUGCAAUGUACAGAGACAGCAGGAGCGAAUAAAAUCUGAAGGAGAUUUAAUAUUUAUUUUACACUUAGCCACAUAUAUGCAUCAGCGUUGGUCAGAUCACAAAUGUGAUUCGAUUCGUCUUGGGUUUCCCGGCUACAUGCUAAUCAGGAUCGGCUGUACUCCAGUCCAGAAGGUGGUGGUAAUGCACCUGAAGCUGUUUGGUAACUUCCCAAAACACCAGAAUAUUAACUUGUGCACUUUAGCGGUUUAGUUACAACAAUUAACAGAUAGCAAUAACAGCCAGCUAACUAACACAAACACAUGAAUGAAUCGUAUCUAUGAACUAUGAGGGAGACAAAAGUUUUAUCUUCCUCAUGGGCUCCCGAGGUGGAUUUCAGUCCGUCUUGAAUGCUUCAUGGAUACAUUUACAAUUUGCAUUUUUGAUAUCGGAUCACUAUCCGAUCUGUCCAAGACGCAUGAAGUGACUAAGUGUAAAUGGGGUCAAUCAGUGUGAAGGAAAACAAGAGAAACAACCAGAGUUCCUGUUUAGUUUUGACAUCGGUCUGAGCUGUAGCAGACGUGCAUAUACGUAAAAAUAGUACCUUUUGUCCAGCUACAACAAACGUCUGUACUGUCACGUUCAUCGAUCGUUAAACACAGCCUGCUAAAACACUUGAGUGCUCAAACCUGCUCCAUUAAACCAAAGUGAAAAUUUGCUUUAUGUUUAGUUUGAAACACACCUUAAGGGCGUCGAAGUGCUGAACGCUGGAGGGGCACUUUUAUCUACACGAGAGGAGACGGAGAUGGUUUUUGAGACUGUCUUAAAAUGCUACUUUUAAAUCGUUAGGGCAACCCAGUCAGUCUUGUCCUUUGUCCUCAUAAAACCACAUUGUCAAUUGAUGGUCUGCUUUUAUAUAAUAUCUCUUUGCAGUUGUAUUUGUUGAAUGGCAAAAAAGCGAGAAAAUAAUCUGCUGCUGCUGAAACUCCAACAACAAAGUGCCACUAAUCCCAGAGAGAAUGAAAAUAAUAGUAGAUUUAAACACACAUUGUAGUUCUGAUAUUUUUAGUAGUUUUAGAUUAUUACAGAUACAUUAGUUGCCUAACGAUAGACUGCAGAAAAACAUGGACUUCAGAAAACUAGUACAGUCAAAGGGAACAGAGCCUGGGUGGAGCUGACCUGGGAUGAGCAACCAGCAAACACCAUGGCUGAAUGUGAUAGGCCGAGACUCCUGUCAAUCAAACAAAAACCCUUUCAAAAACACCCUUCUGUAAGCCUUAAGGUUUUAAUGAACAGUGUUUUUUAAAUCGCUAUGACACAGUCUUUAGAAAAAGUGAAAUUACUUAUUAAAAGCAAAAUUACUUUGCCUUUCAAAUGAGAACUUUUUGAAUGCAGUGCUUUCCAACAUCUAGUGGCCAUCAGAGGUCCUGCCUCUUAAAGCUGCCUUAAUUAAUAUGUUGUUGUGUAAAUAAUGAAUGAAAUGUGAGAGGAGUCGCUUGUAGUAAAGAAGAGAUUUAUCAGCAUCACCAUCUCUGCAACUCUUGUAGCUUUUUAGCCUCAUUUAACUCCUAGUUUUGGUUGUGCGGCUCAUUCGCUGUAAGAUUCCCUCUGAGCUCUCUUCCCUGUGUGAGAUCAGAGUCAGAGGAAGCAUCACUUCUAUAUUGUUGAACUCCUCGUGAACCUGUGAAUGUCCAAACUAAAACUUCUUCUUAGCUUGUUCCCCGUUUGCAGUGAGGUCGUCAUUAGGGGCGUCCCGAUCCUGGCCCUGAUCCUGAUCCGAGUCCUUCAAUAUUUGGUAUCUGCGGAAACAGAGUCCGAUCCGAAAUGACACAGCUGCCCAGUGAGCACUCAAGCUACAACCUGAAAAUGAGAUAAGAUGGAACUUAAGUCCGUUCUGUCUCAGUAUACAUAAUUAAAAAUAAUUUUAGACAUAGCAGCAUAAGAUAUGUAAUGUUGAUUAAAUAUGUAUCUGGCACAUGGAAAUAGCAGCUUUAGCUCACCUUAUGUUUCCCAAGCUUUGUGAUCCAGAUACUUGAGAUCCUGGAUCAGAACUAUUAAGUUGAUAACCUUCGAUUAUUAAUCUGAUAUGAGUGACAGUUUAACGGACAGAAUUUACUGACUCAAUCAGACAGUACAGUACAGUAAAGAAAGGCUUUGCAUUGGAUGGGGUUUAUUUGAGCCAAUACGGAUCGAUUUAAAAUACGCCCGGAUCGGCCCCGGGACUUCCCUAGUUGUCAUGUUGGUCAGUUAACCUUUGAACACUUCAUCAGGCCGAACACUAGAAGUAUCUAAAUCUAAUGGGCAGAUGCCAUGAAAUGUACUGAAUAUGACCCCAUGACUUUUCCUUUAGCACCACCCUCAGGACAAACUUUACACUUCUAGCUCCGCUAUUGGUAAGGCUCUAGGAAUAGAAAAUCAUCAAUGAAUCAUUGAUGAAGUUUGAGCCUUAUACCUUUUUUAGUCUCGUUCCAGUAUUGCACCAUCGAGUAGAGGAGGCACCUUUUCAGACUGUGGAGACGCUCUUUAAAACAAAUGAAUCCCUCUGCAGCGUUCUACUUCUGUCUUUCCAGGAGUGAAAUAGGAAACAUCUUCUGUUAGUGAGGAGAUAUGAAUACUUCAGUGAAGGCUACUUGUGUUUUAUGUUAAAAAGAAAAAGUAUGUAAUAGGUUGACUUGUAGUGUUAUAUACUGUACCUCUACUGUAUUGUCACUAACAUAGGUUAAAUCUGUAGGUUGUAGUCUGUAGGCAGGAUUGACUUACAGCUAGCUGCUCAGGGCGAGUGUGAAACAGCAGCAGAAGACCGGACCUUUCCUGUAGAGGUCAAAGGUCAGUGUGUGAAAGCAGAUGUGGAAAAUGAGGUUUGGUGGGGUUUUUUGCCUUUAUAUGACUACUUUGUAUGCGAGUAUUUACAUACUCGCAUACAAAGUGCUAAGACCUGUUGUGCUCUUUGUUUACCUUCAGUGCUGCUUAUAAUGUUCCUGAAAAAGCAAUAAAACUUGAAAUGUGAAAAAAAAAA